CCCAGAAAAGAAGAAAAGAGAAGAAAUUUGAUAUUUGUAUGAGAGCUAAGUUAUCCAGACGAAUCUUAGUGUCUUUACUGUUGUAUCAGUUGGUUUUUGUGUUAUUGGUUUCUCUUUGUAUCAGAAAAGAUAUAAUCACCAUGUCUUCUGGAUCUGAUCAUUCUGGUUUUGAUAACCCGAGAUUGGUUGUGAAGAAGGUUUUGGCCAAGCAACAGAGUGAGGGUGAUGGUGCCCGUGUUAGAAGAAGCAUUGGAAGGCCUGAAUUGAAGAAUCUCGACCCAUUUCUCAUGCUGGAUGAGUUUGAAGUAUCAUUGCCUGCUGGAUUUCCUGACCACCCACACAGAGGAUUUGAGACUGUAACAUAUAUGCUGGAGGGAGCUUUUACCCAUCAAGAUUUUGCUGGGCACAAGGGUACAAUAGGAACUGGUGAUGUGCAGUGGAUGACGGCAGGGAGAGGUAUAGUUCACUCUGAAAUGCCUGUAGGGGAAGGUACACAAAAGGGGUUGCAACUCUGGAUCAAUCUUGCCUCCAAGGACAAAAUGAUUGAGCCAAACUAUCAAGAACUGUUGAGUGCAGACAUCCCGAAUGCAGAAAACGACGGGGUUGAAGUAAAGAUUAUAGCAGGAGAGGCGAUGGGCGUGAAGUCCCCGGUUUACACAAGAACUCCCACAAUGUACCUCGAUUUCACUCUAAACCCGUCGUCUCAAUACCACCAAAGCAUCCCAGAAUCAUGGAACGCGUUUGUCUACAUCGUCGAAGGAGAGGGGGUGUUUGGCGUCCCGAAUUCACAGCCCGCAUCAGCUCACCACUGCUUGGUUUUGGGUCCGGGCGAGGGCCUAAGCGUAUGGAACAAGGGCUCCUCGCCCCUGAGAUUCGUUUUGUUGGGCGGGCAGCCACUCAACGAGCCGGUCGUUCAGUACGGUCCUUUUGUGAUGAACACACAAGCUGAAAUAGAGCAGACUUUCCAGGACUACCAUUACUACAAGAAUGGCUUUGAGAAGGCAAGGCACUGGAGAUCUCAUUCUGGACACUAGGCCCCCAUAGCCCAUGUAAUGAUAAGAAAAGCUCCAAUAGAAUUUUCAUUUCAGAAAAAGAAUAAAAUACUAGACUGUGGAAGAUUAGACUUUGUCUUCCAUCAUGUCUUAAUCUUUCUCCAAACCCACCUAAUAUGGAAGCUUGGGUAAGAUAGGUACUUUAAUAUAUAUCAAGAAUGCUAAAGCCUCUAGAAGCCUUAGCUCCAUGUAUUAUAUAGUUUGAUACUUUAAUAUAAUGGUCAUUUCUCUUGUGAAAAUGAAA
Ipomoea triloba (trilobed morning glory) is the source of this 1296-nucleotide messenger RNA. Its product is annotated as pirin-like protein. The transcript has 6 exons. NCBI's taxonomy places the organism in Eukaryota, Viridiplantae, Streptophyta, Magnoliopsida, Solanales, Convolvulaceae. Bases 39 to 1034 code for a protein of 331 amino acids. The record is from RefSeq and is a predicted model, not a curated record.